Molecule: messenger RNA, 6710 nt
Organism: Mus musculus (house mouse)
Lineage: Eukaryota; Metazoa; Chordata; Mammalia; Rodentia; Muridae
Gene: Sptlc2
Product: serine palmitoyltransferase, long chain base subunit 2
Exons: 12
Coding region: 185-1867 (560 amino acids)
Biological process (GO): sphingomyelin biosynthetic process; glycosphingolipid biosynthetic process; sphingosine biosynthetic process
Cellular component (GO): endoplasmic reticulum membrane; cytoplasmic side of endoplasmic reticulum membrane; serine palmitoyltransferase complex
Molecular function (GO): pyridoxal phosphate binding; serine C-palmitoyltransferase activity; transferase activity
Source: RefSeq, marked reviewed
GGCUGCCGGGCUUCGGCGAGCCCCGUCUUCUCGGGUGGCCCCGCCCUCGCGUGACGGCCGGACCGGGAAUUGGCAGCGGCGCUGCAGCCAUUUCCGGUUUCGGAGAGGUGGGUGCGGUGCGGAGCGGGAGUUGGCUCCGCCGCCACCUCCAGAGCCUGUCCUGCUGCCGGGUGCUGCCGGGAGGAUGCGGCCGGAGCCCGGAGGCUGCUGCUGCCGCCGCCCGAUGCGGGCGAACGGCUGCGUCAAGAACGGGGAAGUGAGGAACGGGUACUUGAGGAGCAGCACCGCCACCGUCGCGGCUGCCGGCCAGAUUCAUCAUGUAACAGAAAAUGGAGGACUGUACAAAAGACCGUUUAAUGAAGCUUUUGAAGAAACACCCAUGCUGGUUGCUGUGCUCACAUAUGUGGGCUAUGGCGUACUCACCCUCUUUGGAUAUCUUCGAGAUUUCUUGAGGCAUUGGAGAAUUGAAAAGUGCCACCAUGCAACAGAAAGAGAAGAACAAAAGGACUUUGUGUCCUUGUAUCAGGAUUUUGAAAACUUCUAUACAAGGAACCUCUACAUGAGAAUCAGAGACAACUGGAAUCGACCUAUCUGUAGUGUGCCUGGAGCCAAGGUGGAUAUCAUGGAGAGAAAAUCUCAUGACUAUAACUGGUCAUUCAAGUACACAGGGAAUAUAAUUAAAGGUGUAAUAAACAUGGGUUCCUACAACUAUCUUGGAUUUGCGAGGAACACUGGAUCAUGUCAGGAAGCAGCUGCUGAAGUCCUCAAGGAGUAUGGAGCAGGGGUGUGCAGCACUCGUCAGGAAAUUGGAAACCUGGACAAGCAUGAAGAACUAGAGAAAUUGGUAGCAAGGUUCUUAGGUGUGGAAGCUGCUAUGACCUAUGGCAUGGGAUUUGCAACAAAUUCAAUGAACAUUCCUGCUCUUGUUGGCAAAGGUUGCCUGAUUCUGAGUGAUGAGCUGAACCAUGCGUCACUGGUUCUAGGAGCCAGACUGUCAGGAGCAACCAUUCGAAUCUUCAAACACAACAAUAUGCAAAGCUUAGAGAAGCUUUUAAAAGAUGCCAUUGUUUAUGGUCAGCCUCGGACAAGAAGACCCUGGAAGAAAAUCUUAAUCCUUGUGGAAGGCAUAUAUAGUAUGGAGGGGUCUAUUGUUCGCCUUCCUGAAGUGAUUGCUCUCAAGAAGAAAUACAAGGCAUACUUGUAUCUGGAUGAGGCUCACAGCAUUGGGGCUCUUGGCCCUUCAGGGCGAGGCGUGGUAGAUUACUUUGGCCUGGAUCCUGAGGAUGUAGAUGUUAUGAUGGGAACAUUCACAAAGAGCUUCGGUGCUUCAGGAGGAUACAUCGGAGGCAAGAAGGAGCUGAUAGACUACCUGCGCACACAUUCUCACAGUGCUGUGUAUGCCACGUCGAUGUCACCGCCUGUGAUGGAACAGAUUAUCACCUCCAUGAAGUGCAUCAUGGGGCAGGAUGGCACCAGUCUUGGCAAAGAAUGUAUACAGCAGUUGGCUGAGAACACCAGGUAUUUCAGGAGACGCCUGAAGGAAAUGGGGUUCAUCAUCUAUGGCAAUGAAGACUCCCCGGUGGUGCCUUUGAUGCUCUACAUGCCGGCCAAAAUUGGCGCCUUUGGAAGAGAGAUGCUGAAGCGGAACAUUGGUGUAGUUGUGGUGGGAUUUCCUGCUACCCCGAUCAUUGAGUCCAGAGCCAGAUUUUGCCUGUCAGCAGCUCAUACCAAAGAAAUACUUGACACUGCUUUGAAGGAGAUAGAUGAAGUUGGGGAUCUGCUGCAGCUAAAGUACUCUCGCCACCGGCUGGUGCCUCUACUGGACAGGCCCUUUGAUGAGACUACCUAUGAAGAGACAGAAGACUGAGCCUUUCUGGUGCUCCCUAGAGGGGGAUAAUUCCUCCCAGGACAGUGUGUGGCCUUUCUGAGCCAAUUCCAGGAACCACACUUCAGUGACCACUUCAUGUGAAAGACAUUUCUGAAGCUACUGAAGGUGGCCACCUUCACUCCAAAUGGCAUUUUGUAAAUAGUAAAAAAACCAAACUGCUUCACAUUCUUCCUCUGUUUGCUAAGUCUCACACACACACACACACAUAUGAUUACUUUGUCCAUUAAAAAUGUUUUAUUUUAUAACUAUUCUACUUGUGAAAUCACGCUGACCCUUGCCUGUGGCUUCUGGAACAGGCAUUCCCCGCUGCAGUCACCUCAUAGGCUUGGAUCCAUCAAGACCUACUUCAGGCCCCGGCUCUCCAACCGAGAGAGACUCACUGGCCCUCUCCCUAGGGAGCAAGUGCCUUCUGCUGACUUUCCGCCCAGGUCUGAGGUUGCCCCCCUUGUAAUCCCUAUUUAACCAGUCAAGUCAAUCAACCAAAGCACUCUGUCUUUAGUCUUAAGGUAAAUGUUACCAAGGCCAGAAGGCUUAUGUGACUCCCCGUGGCCAAGGACCUCCUAAGACUGGUCUCUCUCUUUCUGUUCUGCUCACCAAAUAAUUUAUUCAUUAUCAGAGCUUUCUUCAUAUGGUCGGUCAUAGGCUGAAGAUGUAUCCAACGUUUAGGUUCUCCCUGAGAUCUAAGCCUAAUGGUUCCCACCUCUAAAGUUACGACAGCCUCUUGCUGGUUCUGGGUCCAGGUUAAGAUUUGACCCUUAAAGGCAAGUGUUGGUCAAUCUUUUGCUCAUGUUCCACUUCACCAUUAGUGGUAUAAGUUUUCCGCGUAGACGCUGACCCACCUGAACAGUGCUCUUCCAAAGGCCAAUUCUCCUCCUCCUCCUGGGCUAGGAAGAUUUUGCCCAGCACCUGGGGCUGGCUUAUCUUGUGCUUCCAUUGUAUUUUUCCCCCUUUGAGGAAUUCUGAUCAAAUACCUCUUUCUUAAACUGGAAUAGCCUGUUUUCCUGUCACCGCGGGGUCAGGGACUUCAUUCAGAGCUUUGUGCUGCUUGACCAAAGACACAUCUGAAGAGCACCAUUUUAAAGUUUUGUUUUUUUUCUUUUGACCAAAGCUUAAUUGAAGAGAACUUUUGGCUUUAUUUAUUGUGCUGAAGAUGAAUUUAUCUUUUAGUAGCAAUCACGUGUUAGAAGGAAGGACUGAGAACAGAAUGGGGGGAAAAACUAUUUAGAAGUACAUUUUGUAUGCCAUUCUUUAAAAUGAUUCUUAUUACUGAUAAAGAUCCCAAACCAAGUCCUUCUGAGGACCUGUCAGCUGCAGUACAAGGACAAGAAGAGAGGCAGUGUCAUUUGUGAAGCUCUGUUUUCAUGCCCUGGAUCUGUUAUCUUUGGCCCUCUUGGCAUCUGUGAGCUUUUAGCCCUUGGCAUGUUCUAAAGUUGUAUGUGAGUUUUUUAAAGAGUAGAAAUGGGUGAACAGGCUGGGUGUGGUAACCUAUGCCUUUAAUCCUAUAUCUCAGAAGGCAGAGGCAGGCUGAUCUCAGUUUGAGGUCAGCCUGGUCUGCAUAGUGAAACCUGAAGAGGGAGACAGAGAAUAAAAAGAUUCCAUAACUAAGUCCUAUAAAGCUCAAAUACCUUCCUUCCUCACAUUCCAUCUUAGAAUCCCACUGGAGUACUAAGUAUUUUGCACAGCACUUACUAUUUAAUGAUGCAGACCUAAUAGGGCUUGCAAAAGUAACAAGCCUUAAGCAGUGAACGCGCCUGCUAGUCUUUUAGCUCACAUGAAAUCACUUCAAAUUAAAAUGCUCUUACGGGCAUCUAAAUUUUUCUGUAUGUAUCUCUUGGUGCAAAGUUUAUUUUGGGCUAAACGUAACUAAGUUAAAGAUUUUUGUUAUUGUUUGUCGGGUUGGUUGGGUUUUUUGUUUUGUUUUGAAGAGACAAAACCCCUGUGUUCUACCCUUGAUCUCUACUUCCGAGAGGACAAAAUGGUUUAUACACUUUAUAUGUGGCUGUUUUUUUGUAAAUCUGUAAUAGAAAUCUCUGGCCCAAUUAUGUCAUAAGUGACUAUAAUCCAAAAAUCAUAGUGAAUAGAGAUAGUGAAUAGAGACCUGGGCCCUAAAUAGAUAGAUUCAGGCAUUCCUAAGUCAGCCAUCACCACCAAAGCCGACUGUACUUUGCCUCAUGCUUUUCAUUUAGCAUUGUCCUUACUCCUGUGUUUGUAAGACCCACUUCACAGCCCACGUCAGGAACCAGAAGAUAAUCAGAAUCAUGCAGAAGAUUUGGCCCGAGGGGCAAGGGCAGGGAAUAAAUAUCUCCUCUUCAUAGUAACCUUGUUUAAAGGAUCUAGCCUUGGAGCUGAAGAGAGGGCUUAGUGGUUGGGGACACUGACUUCUUUUUCAGAGGACCCGGGUUCAAAUCUCAGCACCCACGGGGUAGCCCACAACUGUCUGUAACUCCAAGAUUUGAUGCUCUCACAUAGACAUACAUGUAGGCAAAAUACAUAAACUAAAGGUAAAUAAAUAAAACUUGGUGGGAAAAAAAUAACCAGCCCCCUUCCACCCUUCAUUCACAGUCUUCACUUCUGACUCAAACCCUCUCGUAGGCUGAAGGGUAGAGCGUCCUCAGAGAGAUCUGCCUCUGAGCCUGGACUGACAUUCUGGAUUCUGCCUCCAGAGGACACUGACAAGUGCUGGUGCACCAUAUGGGGAGCUGUAGGGCAGACAACCUGCUCCUUGCAUGCACAACCAUGCACUUUGGUGUUUCUUCCCUUAUUAGUUAAGGGUAUCCAUAUCUGAGUCUCUGAUGACUGGCAAGGUAUAUAGCCACAUUACCUGGUGUGUAAUAUAUCUUGCAAAAAGCAAGAUAAACAUCUGGCUUAGAUUUCUUGACUUUAGACAAAGGGGGAAAUGAUACCUGCUACCACCUGUUUUUCCAAACUGAUGAAUCUACCUAAUUGCAGUAUUUUGACAAAACCCAUAGAAAUGUAAAUAAAUGGUUGCUGUGGGAUCAAGUAUGGUACACACCUGUAAUCUCAGAAGGCAGAAGCAAGCAGAUCUAGAAUUAUAAAUUAUUCUGUGUUACAAAGUGAGACUCUACAGAAGGAACAAAAAGAGAGUGGACUAUUGCUAUGACUUAAUGUCAGGACGCUGUUCUCCCAGUGUUCUAGGUAAGACACAGCUGCGUGUUCGUGCCUCUCUGCUUCCAACAUGGGGUUAGUUAAGAAAAGGAGAGCAGUAGGCUUUCCUCUCUUCCUGUGCCAAGCUGAUCAGGAGCUGUCAAGUAUUUCUCACAAAUAAAACCACGUUAGCCUGGGGCUAUGAAGGGGGAGUUAUUAAAAUCGGGGGUUAGUUAAGAAAAGGAGAGCAGUAGGCUUUCCUCUCUUCCUGUGCCAAGCUGAUCAGGAGCUGUCAAGUAUUUCUCACAAAUAAAACCACGUUAGCCUGGGGCUAUGAAGGGGGAGUUAUUAAAAUCGGGAUUCUGCUUGGCAGUUUAUCAAAGAAUAUAUAGUGCCUCCACCCCACCCCCUCCAGUUCCAGAACCUAUGGAUAACCUCUUACCUGCUUACUAGUAUACUCAGUACCCAGCAGGCAUCUUAAUCCAUUAAGCUGGUUAAUCAAAACACCUUCCAAGUGGAGAAAAGCAUAUCCUUCCUCCCCUCUGCCUUAUCCACGUGAAGUGUGUGCUCGGGCUUCUAGCCAGCGCACAGGGAACAGAGGGAGGCCCACCAGGGAUCCUGGCUUGCCUACCGAAGGCUAUUGCUGCUGUAGUUUUCAGUGACUUCUGUCUUCUAAGAUGCUUUUUCCUGUAGAUUGAAAGGUUUCUAGGAAGAAAACAAACGGGAACUUGCUUAGGCCCUAAUGAUGAGCGUUUUCCUCUUUGUGGAGUCUGAAGGCUCACAUUCACAGUUUACCCUUAGGAGCAGCCUGGUGGGCGGGAGCUGUGAGCUUGUUUGCUACGAUGUGGCCUUAAAACUGUUACUGUUUCCAGUGUGAUGAAUUCUAAUAAGUCAACCCUGAAGAAUGCUGUGGCUCUUGUCCCGUGUCACUGCUUUUGUGUAAAGCUUUGUUCUUUGGGAGCAGUUAUUGGAGACGGAAUGAAAGGUGCUUGCAAGAACAGCACCCUGAUGUGCUCAGUGUCUGUUUCCUGCGCCCUCUGCACUCUUUCCGUGUGCAAGGAACUCCAGUUAACUCAAAGUCCAGCACAGGUCCCAGGUAAUUCGUGUACACAUCCUGAGUAGAGAAUGUACCAAGGGUGGUGGAGUUAUCGUCCCCCUUAACACUGUAUGUCAGGAUUAGUUUAGCCAAUAGUUGGAAUUAAGAGCUUCCUUACUAGUUUGUUCUUCACAGGACAUAGAAACCUCUCCUGUUUGUUUAGCCUGCAUGCCCACAGUCUUGAUGAUCCCUCUCUGUACAAAGGCAGCUAACAAUAAGGGACGGGGGAAGAGAAGAGAACAGGUGUCUGUGGGAGAGUUGAAUUAGAGUGAUCUUGUAGAUCCACGUUUUCCCACUGACCAAGUUACUGUAGGCUGGAGUCUGCAAGGUGUACUGUGUCGUGAACCCUUUUCAUUCUUGUAAUGUUCUUAUCAUCUGGGAAUGUGAGAUUUUUAAUUUUAGGAAUAAUCUUACAAAUAAUCACUCUUCUGUAGCCGUCUUGCCAGAUGUUUUAUUUUUCUUUAUUUUAUUUUAUUUUAUAUUGGAUGACUGUGAAGCUAUACAUAGUAGGUUAUGGAGGAUAUCAAUUUUCAGAGUGCAUGUUAAGAAAUAAAGCGAACCUACUUGAGAUGAAUCAUCCCAUAAAUAUUGUUUUGCCCUAAUAAAAUAUUCAGAAAUAGA